CUUCCCUCUUCGUCUUUCGUUCUCUAAAGCCUCCCUUUCUUUUAUUUGCCACACCUUAUCCUCUUCUACUUCUUUUUCUCCCCUUCUGUUUUGGUUGGCUGAUGGGGAGUCUGGAGAGGAGCCCAUCCGAGCUGGACCUCACCAUUGGUGUCCCUGGUUCGAGCUCUUCUUCUUAUUCACCAGUUUGGUCUGCAGGAGGUGGUGGCAACAUGAGGGACCUGGACAUAAACCAGCCAGCUUAUGGCGGAGAGGAGGAGUACCCCAUGGGAAGCAUAGAAGAAGAGGAAGAGGAGGGCGGGACUCCCAGGCCCAAGAAACUCCGGCUCUCCAAGGAGCAGUCGAGGCUACUGGAAGAGAGCUUUAGGCAGCAUCACACCUUGAACCCUAAGCAGAAGGAAGCGUUGGCGAUGAAGCUGAAACUGAGGCCCCGCCAGGUGGAGGUGUGGUUUCAGAACCGCAGGGCCAGGACGAAGCUGAAGCAGACGGAGAUGGAGUGCGAGUACCUGAAGCGGUGUUUCGGAUCGCUGACGGAGGAGAACCGACGGCUGCAGCGGGAGGUGGAGGAGCUGCGGGCGCUGCGAGUGGCCCCACCUACCGUGCUCUCCCCCCACACCCGCCAGCCGGUGCCGGCCUCGUCCUUGACCAUGUGCCCCAGGUGCGAGCGGGUGACCGCAGCGCCACACCUUGCGCCAUCGUCGGCAGGGGGCCACCCGUUCCGCCGCCCCGGCGCCCUGCCGGUCGCCGGAAUCGCGGAUGGCUGACAAGAUCGUGUGGGAUAAGGUUUAUACAUGAGAGAAGAUCGAGCAGGUGUUUUCCUUCUCAGCAUGUCAACGUUGCUCGGUUUGUUGUGUCUAAGAUUCAUGGAUCAAAGAUUACCUGCAGAUGUAUUCUACUAGUCAUUCUCUCCAUGUCCAUUUCAUGUGCUAACAGAUAAUGGUAGAACAAGAAGAAUUCAUCCCCCACUGCUUUCCUGGAAGCCAUAAGACAAUAAUGAGUUGCUUCUACAAGAACUCAUCCUGGAAUGCAACCUUUUCAUCGACAA
Musa acuminata subsp. malaccensis (wild Malaysian banana) is the source of this 1042-nucleotide messenger RNA. Its product is annotated as homeobox-leucine zipper protein HOX3-like. The record is from RefSeq and is a predicted model, not a curated record. Gene Ontology annotation, molecular function: sequence-specific DNA binding; DNA-binding transcription factor activity, RNA polymerase II-specific. NCBI's taxonomy places the organism in Eukaryota, Viridiplantae, Streptophyta, Magnoliopsida, Zingiberales, Musaceae. Gene Ontology annotation, biological process: regulation of DNA-templated transcription.